AUGGCUGCUACAUAUGCAAAUGAUGUGACUGAUCAAGACUACUCGCCCCUCCUGGUCGAGUUCCCAGAGUCUCCACGGAUUCGCUACACGCAUAAAUAUUCAGAGUCAGACGAUGAGCAUUAUGGAUGCCCUUCUGACGGCGAGGAGAGACUGGGAGAUGAGAUUGAGCCAAACUGCAAUUCUUAUUCCAGCACGAUUUCCAAAAGAGAUGAUGACCAACCGCUCGCAGACGCAGAGUCUGUGGAUGUGCUAGCUGCACAUGAUCGGAUUAUCCGGCACGAAAAAGCCAGACAGAAUAACGUAGCACUUAUGAUUCUUGAAGGAAAGGUUCCUGCAAGUAAUCAGUCUCAAUUGAUUCAGCGCAGCCGCAGUAUGCCACACCGUCGAAAACAGGGGACUCGUGUGCAGCGCGCAGAGCGAUCGCCAAAGCCGCCUACUUAUCCUGGGCUGCAGCAGUCGAGACCUUCAACUCUGGAGCCAAAAAUACACCCAACAUCUUCUUUGACGCAGGCAAAUAUGCCCUCAUCAGCAGGUAUAGCAACUGGGUCGCGUCGUGCCGUCACAGCUCCGAUACAGACACGAAAUAUCACUGAUACUUCCUACGAUGUUAAUACGCCGCACAUGGGCUGGGACAAACAAAUGAAAUCUGUGCAAGCAGCUAUGGCAAAAAUGAAUAUACAGUCACCAAGUCAAGGUGUUGCUCAAAAUGCUAUGCGAAUUUUCUUACAAACAACGCAAAAGUACUUGGUCGUCCCAAUGCAUGAGAAAACAGUCGUUUGGAAUGCGCUCCAGUAUAUAUUUGCGCAAGGAGGGGUUCCAACUUCAAUGGGUGCGCACAAUAACUGGGCUAUAUUUGACGUUUUGCCUGAUUUAAGUCUGGAACGUCCGCUGCGAGAAUAUGAGCGCUUAUAUGAGGUUUCUCGUGCACGCGGAUCCAAUACAGGAUUUUUUCUUGUCAAGAUGGUGGAUUGGCCAGAACUAUUGCGUGCUGCGUCGAUACCAUCUUUUUCCUCAAUCCUGGGUGGAUUUGUCUCGAUUCAAGCUGAAGAUGGAUGGACGCGGCGUUGGCUUGAGCUUCGAGAACAUGCGAUAUUUGUUGCUAAGUCAGAGACAAGCAAACCAGAUGGCUGCAUAUGUUCGAUGUUGGAUGUGGAUAUAUAUUUGGGCGACCCACAACGUAAUACAGGGCCGAAAGGCUUUUCUUUUGCUUUGCGAACUCAAGGUUCACAUGCAACCACCUUGCUUCUUGCCGCACAGUCAGAUGAAGCAGCGCAUAAUGACUGGUUUAAAAACAUAUAUCGCGCUCGAUCAUAUGUGCUGUGCCAGGAACGGCCAGAUUUGCUUAAAGCGGCGAGAGCGGUUGAACGUACAGAACAAAAAGUCGCAUCUAUCAGACGUACUAAAAGUGUCCGAAAACAAGCGGCACUUCAAAGAAGCAAUGCGGCUCAACACUCGCGAGCAUCUUCACAAUCUAGUGCUCCUCUUAUUCAAAAUGAUGCAUUUCAUAUGCAAUUUGAAAGGGGCAGCCUGCUUGACUCUAUGGAACGUUCAAAACCCAUACAUUAA
This is a messenger RNA of Malassezia globosa CBS 7966, 1566 nucleotides long. RefSeq lists its product as uncharacterized. Lineage: Eukaryota; Fungi; Basidiomycota; Malasseziomycetes; Malasseziales; Malasseziaceae. The coding region runs from base 1 to 1566 and encodes 521 amino acids. The transcript has a single exon. The record is from RefSeq and is a predicted model, not a curated record.